GCCACGACGUUAGCUAUGCGGAAGGGUCUGUGGGCGAGCCAGUCCGCCGGAGCGAGAGGGAGCCGAGAGGAGCCGCCGCGCCGAGAGGAGGAGGAACGAGCCGCCGCCGCCGCCGCCACCAUGGUCCCCCUGCCGGUCCCCGCAAGCGGGCCUCCGCCUCCCCACGCGCGGCUGCUGCUCUUGCCGGCGGCCGCCUCCUCCUCGGCAGCCGCGCCGCCCGCCCCCGGCGCGGCCUUGUCUCCGCCGCCGCGCAAGAGGCAGCGCCUGGCGCACCUCAGCCCCGAGGAGAAGGCGCUGCGCCGGAAGCUGAAGAACCGCGUGGCGGCGCAGAGCGCGCGGGACCGCAAGAAGGCGCGCAUGGGCGAGCUGGAGCGGCAGGCCGUCGAGCUGGAGGCGGAGAACCAGAAGCUGCUGGCCGAGAACCUGGCGCUUCGCGAGCGGACGCACAGCCUGGCGCGGGAGAACCGGGAGCUGCGCCUGCGCCUCGGGCUCCCCGCUCUGGAGGCGGCGGCGGCACCGCCCGCAGGAGCAGAAGGAGGGGCAGCACCGACGGCAGUAGCGCUCAAGGUGGAGAUGCUGGAGGAAGAUGGGGGGGAGAAGCCCGAGAGGGGCAGCACCACUGGGGCAACGGCCGGGUCCGCUGAGUCUGCAGCACUUAGACUACGUGUUCCUCUGCAGCAGGGACAGGCCCAGCAGCCGCUCGCCUUGGUGGUGGUGGCCUCCGCUUGGAUCCAGACAACUCUGAUUCUUCAGAUUCUGAGUCUGACCUCCUCUUGGGCAUUCUGGACAGCUUGGAUCCAGACUUGUUCCUGCACUAUGGAGGAAGUGCAGAACCAGCCUGUGUGGAGAAGUUGCACCAAGAAGCGAGUGGAGAAGCAGAUUCCUUACCAGCCUCCCCCAGUUCCUCUCUGGGGUCCACAACACCCAAGCUGGAGGCCAUUAAUGAACUGAUACGGUUUGACCAUGAGUAUACCAAACCCUUCUUCCUGGAGAUUGUGGCGGAGGGGGAGGGCCAAGCCAAUAUGCUAGUGAGAAUAGAGGAAGUUGUUCCUCCCUCCUCUGAAAGC
Messenger RNA from Podarcis raffonei (Aeolian wall lizard), 1067 nucleotides. RefSeq names its product X-box binding protein 1 (gene XBP1). Gene Ontology annotation, cellular component: nucleus. The transcript has 5 exons. The coding region runs from base 16 to 951 and encodes 311 amino acids. Gene Ontology annotation, molecular function: DNA-binding transcription factor activity, RNA polymerase II-specific; RNA polymerase II transcription regulatory region sequence-specific DNA binding. The record is from RefSeq and is a predicted model, not a curated record. Lineage: Eukaryota; Metazoa; Chordata; Lepidosauria; Squamata; Lacertidae.